Molecule: messenger RNA, 465 nt
Organism: Thamnophis sirtalis
Lineage: Eukaryota; Metazoa; Chordata; Lepidosauria; Squamata; Natricidae
Source: RefSeq, a predicted model, not a curated record
GUGAACUUCACAGUAGACCAGAUCCGGGCCAUCAUGGAUAAAAAGGCCAACAUCCGGAACAUGUCAGUGAUUGCCCACGUGGAUCAUGGAAAAUCCACUCUCACCGACUCGCUGGUAUGCAAAGCUGGGAUCAUCGCCUCGUCCCGUGCUGGAGAGACCCGUUUCACCGACACGAGGAAAGACGAGCAAGAGAGAUGCAUUACCAUCAAGUCGACGGCCAUUUCCCUCUUCUACGAGCUCUCAGAGCACGACUUGGCCUUCAUCAAGCAAAGCAAAGAUGGCUGCGGGUUCCUGAUCAACCUAAUCGAUUCCCCUGGCCACGUGGAUUUUUCUUCAGAAGUUACAGCUGCCCUACGGGUCACCGACGGUGCCUUGGUUGUUGUGGAUUGUGUUUCCGGUAAGAAACUGGCUUCCCACUUCCCCCUUGGGACCCUGAGCUUUGCUGGAGGGUGUGGGCGAUGCUAA